Ambispora gerdemannii is the source of this 4074-nucleotide messenger RNA. The record is from the annotation of a GenBank genome assembly. NCBI's taxonomy places the organism in Eukaryota, Fungi, Glomeromycota, Glomeromycetes, Archaeosporales, Ambisporaceae.
AUGUCAUCAUCUUCAAAUAACAAUAAUGAAAAUACAAUAAUAAUUGAUGACGAUGAUGAAGACGCUAAUACUAAUACUACAUUUACAAGAGCUCGUCGAGGGACUGUAGAAUUUAAAUUGCCGCCAAUUGAUGAGAAACAAACGAGUAAUCCACGGCAUCAUCAUAGUGGUAGCUUAUCACGAAAAAGUGGCAGUAUUCAUAGAGCAGCACGUCGUUUAAGUGUGUUAAUGACAGGUGGAAGUGACAAUGAUAAUCAACGUAUAAUCGAAUUAUCACCAGAAGAUAAAUUAAUAGACCACAUAACCGGGGAUUCAUUCAUAGGUAAUUCAAUCACGACAGCACGGUACACUUUCUGGAACUUUUUACCGAAACAGUUGGCCGCACAAUUUUCCAAAGUGGCAAAUUUAUAUUUUUUAUUCGUUGCGGGAUUACAAAUGGUUCCUGGAUGGUCACCAACUGGCCAAUUCACCACCAUCAUUCCGCUAAGUGUAUUCAUAUCGAUAGCUAUGGCACACGAAGGAUUUGAUGAUAUACGCAGACACCGACAGGACAGUGUCGAGAAUAGUAAAGAUUGUUUGGUGUUGCGAAUCAUAAAGAACAACGAUUCAAAUUCAGCUGGUCAAUAUGUGAGUGUUUGGGAAAAGAAGAAAUGGAAAGAUAUAAAAGUUGGUGAUUAUAUACGUGUUCAGGCGCAAGAAUGGAUUCCGGCCGAUUUGUUGCUAUUGCAUUCGAAGGGAGAGGAGGGAAUUUGUUAUGUGGAAACUGCCGCUUUAGACGGAGAAACGAAUUUAAAACAGAAACAAGCAUUGAAAUCGACUAAUGAUUUAUUACAUAACAAAGAAGCUUUGGCGAAUUUUCGUGCCACAGUAACCACCGAAAAACCAAAUCAAGAUCUAUACAAUUUCGACGGGUCAAUAACAUCAAAUGGAAAAAUUUUACCACUGACAACAAAUCAAGUUCUUCUACGUGGAACCAUUCUUCGUAACACCUCCGAAAUAUACGGUAUGGCAAUAUUCACUGGCGAAGAAACAAAACUUCGAAUGAAUGCCUCAAAAAACAUUCGCACCAAAGCUCCCUCAAUACAACGACUAAUCAAUCGAGUCGUAAUAAUAAUAUUUGGUUUUGUGGUAAGUUUGGCUGCGUUCUUCACGCUUUUAGCACAUUUCUGGGAAAAAAGAUAUGGCAAAAAUGCGUGGUAUCUUUCACGCAAACAUGAUAUGGCGACCGCGUUAUUUGGAUUUGUGGUGCUUUUUAACACAAUGAUUCCGAUUUCGUUGUAUGUCACAAUGGAGAUUAUUAAAUUGGCGCAAAUUUAUUUCAUCAAUAAUGAUAUACAAAUGUAUCAUGAAGCGUCUGAUACGCCGGCCGAAGCGAGAACAUCCACGAUUAAUGAGGAUUUAGGUCAGGUGUCAUAUUUGUUUUCGGAUAAGACUGGAACUUUGACCGAAAAUAUAAUGUUGUUCCGAAAGAUUAGUGUUGGUGGUCGUGCUUUCUUGCAUGACAUGGAUAUCAGGAGGAUUGAAGAGGAUGAAUUUUUCGAAAAGCUGAAAAAGACUCAGCAGAAAAAAAUGCGUUAUCGAUUCUCUCUACGACAUCGAGGUUCUCAUCACGAUGAUUCUCAGGAUGCAACUCCAGAGAUAUCUUCUGAUAAUCUUGGGAGACGUGAUUCGACAAGAAGCGGAAAUUUUUCAAUGAUUGCUCCUAUGACAAAUACAAAAUCACCUUUAUAUGCCAGUAAUUCACUGUCUUCUUCGAAAGGUGGGAAACAUAAAUUCCAUUCAACACUGGAUCUAUUGACGAUAAUACAACGUCAAAGUCAUACGUCAUUUGGCCAGUCUGCUCGAUGGUUUCUUCUCGCUAUCGCAUUAUGUCAUACUUGUGUGCCGGAAAUAGACCAAGAAACAGAUGAUAUUUUCUAUCAAGCUGCAUCACCUGAUGAAUUUGCCUUAGUCACUGCUGCCAAAGAACUUGGUUACGUGGUGACUGAUCGUACAAUGGGGACCGUUUCAUUACGUAUAAAUAAUGAUGGUCCAGAUGGAUUAAUAGAAGAAAAUCAUUCGACUACGUCAUUCGAGUCAUAUGAAAUUUUGAAUGUGAUUGAAUUCUCGAGUAAGCGUAAAAGAAUGUCGGUUAUUUAUAGAUUACCCGAUAAAAGAAUCUGUUUAUUAUGUAAAGGUGCAGACUCGAUAAUACUAGAGCGUUUAAAAUCUCCAAAGAAGAGUGGGAAAUCAAAUUAUGAUAAAAAUAAACAAUAUUCCGAUGGUGGAGGUGUACUACCUCCCACUUUUGACUCAAAAAGGUCCAGUAUUGACUCUGAAAAUGUUCUCGAUUCAGGAUCAACGCCUGAUUAUUUCCCAAUUAAGAACGAAACAUGGUUGUAUAGUCAGACAAUGAAUCAUAUUGAAGAUUUCGCCAAUGAAGGUCUACGAACUUUACUUUAUGCACAUCGAUUCUUGGAUGGAGAAGAAUAUGCGAUAUGGAAUAAAAAGUAUACAGAAGCAUCAAUGGCAAUGGUGGAUCGGCAAGCGAAACUCGAAGAAGUCGCCGACUACAUUGAAUAUAAUCUCGAGAUGACGGGGGCUACCGCCAUUGAGGAUAAAUUACAAGACGGUGUGCCGCAGACUAUCGAUAAAUUACGAAUGGCCGGGAUCAGAGUUUGGAUGUUGACGGGUGAUAAGCGUGAGACUGCUAUUAACAUUGGACAUUCCUGUUCGUUAAUUAAGAAUAAUUCAGCGCCUAUUAUUAUUGAUUCUGAAGGCGAUAUGCAAUCAUUUAUGAAUAGGUCAAUCAAAGCUAUUAGUAAUGGUAGGGCGCAAAAUCCAGUAGCAGUUGUUGAUGGAGCCACAUUAAUGCUAAUUGAGAAAGAUGCGAAAUUAAUGGAAACCUUUUUAGAAUUGGGAAUUCUAUGUGACGCAGUAAUUUGUUGUCGUGUUAGUCCAAGUCAAAAAGCACUAGUGGUACGAAGUGUUCGCGAAAAAUUGAAUCAUCAUGUAACAUUAGCAAUUGGAGACGGAGCAAAUGACAUAGCAAUGAUACAAGAGGCACAUGUCGGAAUAGGGAUCACUGGUCGAGAAGGAUUACAAGCAGCAAGAUCAAGUGAUUACUCCAUAGCACAAUUUCGAUUUCUUGCCGAUCUGUUAUUUAUUCAUGGACGAUGGUCGUAUAUUCGUGUAUCGAAAUUUGUACUUGGGACUUUUUAUAAAUGCAUGUGUUUCUAUCUGACUCAAGGGCUUUAUCAAUUUUUCACAGGUUUCACCGGCACAAGUUUAUAUGAACAAUGGACACUGUCAUUCUAUAACACGUUAUUUUCUUCGUUACCUGUCAUUGUAAUUGGGAUGUUUGAAAAAGAUUUAAAAAGAAAAACCUUACUCGCUUUUCCCGAGUUAUAUUCUAUAGGUCAAACAUGUUCUGCAUUUAAUCUGAAACAAUUCUUUUCGUGGAUGGGUGCAGCGGUAUAUCAUGCGAUAGUAGUGCUUGCUGCCCCAUUUCUAUUACAUUCUUAUUACUAUGGCUUUGAAACACGACGAGAUGGAUCUCCACAAUUAUACGAAUUAGGUCUACAAGUGUACACAGCCAUAGUCUUUGUGGUCACGAUAAAGAUCGCAUAUCUCGAAUGUCACAAUUGGACCAUCAUCACACAUCUCACCUCUUUUUUGACAAUGCUCGGCUGGUUCCUCUAUCAGACCCUAUACUCGAUAAUGUACCCGUCGAGCACCAAAGGUGGAAACACUUAUGAUGUUCGUGGUACAUUCCAGCAUGUUGGCACACGACCCGAGUUCUGGGUCACAGUCAUAAUCACGGUUGCCAUUGCGUUACUCCCAAAUUAUAUAGUGAAGAUUAUCAAGACGAUGACACUUCCCACCUAUGUGGAUAUUUAUCAAGCGAAGGAACGAGAUCCCGAUUUUCGAAAAAAGAUUAUUCAGUUGGAAAGUGGCUACGGUGUUGGUGCUGACGUUGGUGGAGAUGAUGAUAUUGAUCAUGACAAAGAAUUUUCAAAGUUUAACGAGGAUGAGCCACAAACAACAUCUACCACCUCACUACUAAAUAACGGCAAUAGUACAGACCGUGAAUAA